Phymastichus coffea is the source of this 1495-nucleotide messenger RNA. RefSeq lists its product as uncharacterized. The record is from RefSeq and is a predicted model, not a curated record. Bases 1 to 1476 code for a protein of 491 amino acids. Lineage: Eukaryota; Metazoa; Arthropoda; Insecta; Hymenoptera; Eulophidae. The transcript is spliced from 3 exons.
AUGGAAAAUUUUAAGCAAGAUUUUGACUUACCAAACUCUGAGAGUAAUUCUGAAACAGAAUUUUCAAGACAAGUAGAAGAAUGCCAAAGUAAUCUGUAUCGUAUGGAAAAAUUAUUAUUCCAUUUACAAAAUGAUAGUAAAAGGCCACUUAGAAAAUCACAAGAUUCUUUAGUUAAAUUAUUAAAUUGUAAUAAAAAGAAAUUCAGCAAUAGCAAAAUGAAUGAACAGACUCCCUUACAAGAACUUCGUACUAAAGAUAGCUUGUGUUCAAAUAAUACUGCAUUGAAACGUGAUGCAACUGUAACUUCGAAAGAAAACUUAAUUAAAAACAGAAAUAAUUCACCAUUGACAUUUGUUGUUCAAGUGCCCAAUAGCAUUGUUGAUGAUUUAAAAAAAAAUUUAACUAAUUCUGAUAUUGUUAAUUAUUUAUCACAAUGUUCUUCAAAACAAAGUGUCAAAGUGUCAAAGAAAAAAGGAAUCAGUUCUCUAUUCCAUAAUUUAUUUAAAAGAAAAAAAAAUAACACACCAAAUUUACAUACUCUACUUUUUCAAAACAUGAAGUUUGUCAAAUUUUUAGCUGGCCUAAAUGAAAUUGAUGCAGAAGUUCAUCAAAGAGCAAGCAAAAAUAAUGUAGAUCAAACUUCUGUAUCCGAAAACUAUUUUCCAAUAGAAAAUACUACUAAUGUAAGCUUGAGCAGUGCAAAUGUAAAUCCACAAGAUGGUUAUACUUUAGUAUUUCCUAUAAGUCUUAAUUCAAAUACAAACAUUAGUGAUCCUCUAAAACCAAAAUUGAUUAUUCAACAUGAAAUAACAUCUAAACAACAUUCAAGUCUCUACACUCACACUAUAAAAAUUUCAAACGAGCAUUUGUCCAACUAUAAUAACGAAUCUUCAUCAAAAGUAGUGACUGAAACAGUAGAAAAUGAAUUUUCAUCAAAAAGAAUUGCAGAGAAUGUUGAUAUUGUAAACAAAGAUUCAGAAAAAUUCAGCUUGAAUGAAGUACAAUCAGAAAAUAGUCUGAUGAAAAAUUUAAUUGAAAACUUACUGAGAUCUACUAAAAAUUUUAAUGAUCUAGAAAUAUUGAAAAUUUUUGUAGAAAUCCUUCAUAAAGAAAAAUUAAAAAAGAAAACCCCUUGCUGCAUAGACUGUUCUAAUACAAAAGUUAAUCAUAAUAAGGAAUCCAAUUUUUUGCAUAAUUUUUUACAACAACUUAUGGUAGACUUACAAAACAAAAUAAAACGUAAUGAGAAGAAAAAUAUCCAACAGACUCCUAAAAGGCAAUCAUCAAAAAUAAGUAUUUGUUCAUCAACUACUGAUAUAUCAAGCGAAGAAGAAUAUUUUGAUGAUCCUGUCAUAUCAAAAUCAAAAUGUAUGCAUAAAAACAUAAAAAGAUGCCAGUCUCCAUCACUGUUAAAAUAUCGUUUUUGCCAAAGUGAAAAAGAUAUCAUUGAUAAAACCGAAAAUAAGAAUAAAUAAAACAACCAUCUAUGAACUA